AAAUUUCAAAUUAGUUAGUGUUUGAGACUUGGUUUGCACACUUUUCAUACUUUCUACUGUAUUCUACAAUGAAGAUUGGUUGCGUGAUUUGUGCUGGCACUGUACAAAAAGAUGCCUUUGCUGCUGCUCCUUGUGGACAUGCAUUUCAUCUUACUUGUUUAAAUGAAUGGUUGAAGCAUCAGAAGACCUGUCCUCAGUGUCGUGAGAGCUGUACUCCUCGAAGAACUCUCAGACUUUAUUUAGAGGAUGCCAAUACUACGAUAAAUAUGUCUUCUCAGCUGGAUCAACUAUCUGCUCAGGAUUUAAAAGAGAAAUUACAAGAGAUGGAAAGCCUGAGCAAGGAGAAAGAUGAGGCAUUAAAGAAAGCAAAGAAAGAAUUGGAGGAGAUAAGACAAGAAGUGACAGCAUGGCAAGCUCAGUGUGACGGAGCACAGUUCAAGAUUGAGAAAGAAAAGGCAAUCAGCGAGUCUUUGAAACAUAAGUUGAAACUAGUUCAGUCCGAGCAAGAAAUCCUUAAAGAGAAAGCUAAAGAAGCCACAGAAUUGAAAGAAAAAGUGCAUACACUGGAAAGAAUUGAGCUUCUCUUGUCUGGAACAAGGGAUGAAGCUCACGAAGUGAUAUUCAAUUCCUCUUCAACCUCUCUAUCCAACUAUGUUAUAGCACUCAAGAGUGAGUAUGACACUUUAAAUGAAAGGAAGGUGGUAUUGCAAAGAGAAAAGGACAAGUACUUAAGAGAAGUCACCAAUUUAAAGCACAAAGUUCGUUCAUUGAAUAUGGAUUUGCAGUCAGCUAAUUCUGAUGUCCUUACUCUUAGAGCUGAUCUUCAGUCGGCUGAAGUGGAGAAAGACAAUUUAAGAAAGAAAGUGCACCUUUUAGAGAAGGCACUAGAGUCUCCUAACUCAAGAACAACUCUUCAAAGAAUUCUCGAAAGUCCAAUGCCAGAAGCACUAGCAAAGAGACAGAAGCUGAUGGCUAAUGACUGCAGUCCUCAAUUAUCCACUGGAAAAGAUGAAAAUGCUGAACCAGCAGCCAGCAAACCCAUUAGCUUAACUGAAGCUCUUGUUCCUGUUCGUAAACUGAAUAAUGGCGCUACAUCAACCAUUAGCAGUGGUUUUAAUGGCUUUGGUGGACAGAGCAUGUUCAUUAAACCCAAGGCUAAGGCUCAGGCUAAAAAACCUUUUAAGUUUGCACCUAGAGCAAUAACUAAUGACAACUCUAAGCAGACCAAACUUCUAGCAAUGAAAUUAAAAUUUUAGUUGAUUUACAUGUAUUAUAUAUUCUCAAUUCUCAUGACAGGUAAUGAACUAUUGCAAAUUCAUAUACUAAUGAAGUGUUAAAUAAGUUUUUUUGAGUAAACAUUUAGUGUUGACAAUGAUGCAAAAA
Messenger RNA from Amphimedon queenslandica, 1383 nucleotides. RefSeq names its product E3 ubiquitin-protein ligase TRAIP-like. The transcript has 15 exons. Gene Ontology annotation, molecular function: ubiquitin protein ligase activity. Bases 69 to 1256 code for a protein of 395 amino acids. NCBI's taxonomy places the organism in Eukaryota, Metazoa, Porifera, Demospongiae, Haplosclerida, Niphatidae. Gene Ontology annotation, biological process: protein ubiquitination; replication fork processing. Gene Ontology annotation, cellular component: site of DNA damage; nucleus. The record is from RefSeq and is a predicted model, not a curated record.